GUGGGUUAUCUGUCAGUGUGGAGUGUUUGUUGUUAAGUCAGUGGACAUUGUUUAUUGUUUGUUGGGCCGCAGUGACAGAUCAGGAUGUCAGGACAAAACAGUGAUCUGCUGCAUCGCACCACUCUGGGUAUUUAUACAAGCAUAAUGGAGCAGUUCAACCCAAGUCUGCAGAGUCUGGUGACCCUGGGAAACAGUUACAUUCAAGCUUUUCAAGCCCUUGCUGUCACAAGUGAGGCCUAUUUCAAUAAUCUUUCUAAGCUGGGAGAACAGGCCAUGCACAGUAUGUCCUCUCGCUCGCUGGGUGAUGUACUGAUACAGAUCUCAGAGAGUCAGAGAAGACUGACCAAUGAACUGGAGGGAGUGUUUCGCUGGUUCCACUCUGAGGUCCUCCAGGAGAUGGACAAUAAUGUCAGACUAGAUAAGGAUUACAUCUCGACCAGCAGGAGGCGUUAUGAAAUGGAAGUUAGAAACCAAGCAACAGCACUGGAGAGACAGAUGAGAAGAGGGGUCCCACAGGAUGGCAGUGAGUAUGUGCACUUUCUCAGAGAGAGUCAGAAAGAGGCAUUAAAGGAGGAAGAAAGAAGAUAUCGAUUCCUGGCGGAGAAACACUGUGGACUCACCCAGUCUAUUGCAUAUCUCAUGAACAAGACAGGGAGCAGUCUGAAGAACAGAGCAGAGGGAUGGAAAGAUCUGGUGAAUCACACAAGAGAAUCUCGUCCACGCACUCCUUCACGACUGGAGGAGAACACGAUUUAUGACCAGGUUAGCCGCUGGGCAGAGCAGCCUUUGGGGAGAGUUCCCUCUAGAGGCCCCUCCCCUCAGCCCAGUCGUUCCAGCUCCAUUUCGGGAUUGGCAGGAGGCAGAGUAAUGCGAGCACUGGUGCCCCACCCUCCCGCUGCAAACUCCACCCUCCUACCCUUCUCUCAGGGAGAAACCAUCACCCUACUUGUGCAGGAGCCAAGGAACGGCUGGCUGUAUGGCCGAUCUGAAAGCUCUGAACGGCCGGGCUGGUUCCCAGCUGCUUACGUAGGCCCCAUGGAUGAGCCACCUGGACCAUCUGUCUCCAGCAGCUCUCUCAGAAGCAGCAGCAGCAUGAGUAACCUCCUCGUCCUACCAGUGAGCAGCAGUCACUACGUGGCUCCGACCCCGCCUCCACCUCCACCCCCUCCACCAUCAUCAAUAAAAACUAGCGAAUCCCGGCCGAUCACCCCCACCCCUUCAGAAAACAGAAGACAAGAUAACAAUGGGCCAGAACUUUUUCCAAGAGGGACAAACCCAUUUGCAACAGUGAAGCUGAAACCCACCAAAACCAAUGACAAAUCAGCUCCACGGAUAUAAAGAAACAUUUCAAGCAAUGACAGUCCUGCAAGAUUUACAAAAAGACAUUCAUUUCCCAGAAUAAUUGUAUCAGUACAAAGCAUCACAGUUAAGAUAAAGAAACUCGGCAAUGAUCAAUGACUGGUCAUUAAAAGGCCAUUAAUAUAAUUAGAGAGGCCUUCAGAAUUGCGGUAAAAGAAAAUUGACCUUUGAAGAGGUAAUCUAUAAUUUCUAGUCUGCUGGAGGUAAUGCAAUAAGGGACACUCAGACAGUGAAAAUAACAAGUUUGUUUGCAGAUAUGACAUUAUUAACUGGUUUUUGUAUUGUGGAGUUGUGCCGACUAACUAAGAAAUGUAAAUGCAGGGACUCUGAUUUUCAAAGUCAGCUUUAUGUUCUCCAGAGAGCUGAGAUAAUUCAUCUUUUCUGGUCUUUUUCAUUAGUCUCUUUUCUAAUAAUUGUAUAUAAUUGACAUUUUGUGAGCUCAUAUGAUUAUUAUAUUUCUUUUUAAGUAACACAGGUUGUCUCUGAUGCACUUUAAAAUGAAUACAACUCUGUUUGUUGCCAUUGGGGAUGAUUUAACAGGUCUAUGUGAUUUGACCUCUGGGACCCUAGCUUCUCUGAUCAGCCGCUUUCGAUCUCUCUCUGGCUCUGUGCUUGAACUUUGUCUCUUAACUCAGUUAAUUCAGCUGACAUGCCCAAUUAUACACUGACCUCAAAUUGGGUGUUCUGUCUGCUUAAGUGCUUAUAAGGUAAAUGUUCUUUUUGACCUUGACAGUAAUUGGUGUGACCUUCUCCUGAGGUGUCAAACCAUUAGUGCUGCCCAUUUGAAGUGAUGUACAUCUUGUAUCUCAUUACCAUUUGUGAUGUUUUUGAGACUAUAAAGUUUGCUUUAUUGAUGGGUACUGCUAAAUAUUCAAAAUAGAGACAUAUGUGCUUAUUUCAUAACAGUGGUUUAUGUUAUAGUUAUGCUUGAACUUCCAAA
Molecule: messenger RNA, 2299 nt
Organism: Xyrauchen texanus (razorback sucker)
Lineage: Eukaryota; Metazoa; Chordata; Actinopteri; Cypriniformes; Catostomidae
Product: brain-specific angiogenesis inhibitor 1-associated protein 2-like protein 2
Exons: 14
Coding region: 85-1338 (417 amino acids)
Biological process (GO): plasma membrane organization; actin filament bundle assembly; positive regulation of actin filament polymerization
Cellular component (GO): cytosol; nucleoplasm
Molecular function (GO): protein binding
Source: RefSeq, a predicted model, not a curated record